AUGAUAAACGCAAGACCUGACCAAGAUUUAAGUGACUUCGAUGUUGAUCGUGAAGCAGCAGUGGAAUUCUUGAAACGAACAAUCUUUCAUCCUGGAAAAACGAAAUGCGAAGAACAAAAACGUGAAGCGUCGGAAAAAUAUGAAGAACGGUGCGAACCAAGUGUCAAUAAAUUAACUGGCAAACGCUACUGUCCAGACAUUAAAACUUGGACUGCCUUCAAGAAUUACGAAAUUGGUAGCGGUAUGGGCCGUUAA
This is a messenger RNA of Adineta ricciae, 255 nucleotides long. The record is from the annotation of a GenBank genome assembly. Lineage: Eukaryota; Metazoa; Rotifera; Eurotatoria; Adinetida; Adinetidae.